AUGCGAAUGGUUAUUUAUGAAUUCAAAAGAGCAUACUCAAUCGAACUUCAAAGAUAUUUUUAUCGUGUUCCUGCUGAAUUUCACAAUAUAGAACCAACUUCGCUUGAGUUGGAACGUUACAUUUUCCAUGGGAACUAUACUAAGUUAACUGCAUGGUCGUUUGCAUCAACUGCAAUGUAUCCUUCAUCUAUGCCACUCCCUCGUCCAUUAAUUAGCGAUAUUUCAAGCAACAAAGGUGAACAUUAUUUUCUAUACCAUUUGAAUGCAGCAGCAUUUGGUGAACAUGGGACCUUAUGGGAAACACCGUGGACAUUUUGGGUUGUUUUCGAAGCCCAAGAAGUACUACCACAAUCAAGUUAUAUUGAUGUAGCUGUUGCUGGCCUGUAUGCUGAUGAAGAUAUCUCUACUCGCUCUCCUCCACUCUCAGAAUUUUUGUCAAGCUUACCACCUUGGGUUACUGUCAUUCGGGGUUGUGCUGUUUAUGAUCAUUGGCGUUUUCAGCUGAACUAG
Molecule: messenger RNA, 510 nt
Organism: Schistosoma curassoni
Lineage: Eukaryota; Metazoa; Platyhelminthes; Trematoda; Strigeidida; Schistosomatidae
Source: the annotation of a GenBank genome assembly